CAUCAUCACAACCAUUUAUCGUCAAUUAUUCCCAAAUCCAAUCCUUUAGACAGCAAUGAAACAGAAAAAUUAUUAUCUGAGGUCUCGAAUUUCGUUUCACAUGAUAGCAGCGCUAGAGAGGAUACGGAUCCUUUUUCUACCCCCACUAGGGAUCAAAAGAUGCAUAACAUGUCUAAUAUUGAUAGUAGCUUAUAUUACUCUCACAGUUCUCCAGCUUCCAUUGAGUUUCCUAAUAUGGAAUAUGGUGAAGAGGUUGCUGAGCUUCGGCGGGAAAACGAUUCUUUGAGGGAACAACUGACACGCUCAAGAGUCGAGUGGCAGGCAGCAGUCGAUCGCUCCAUCCAAAAUGAUUUGCUGAUAAUGAGUAUUACUGAAAAAAAUGUGGCUGACAAGGCGUCUCAAACUGAAUAUGACCCAAUUAAUACCUAUGUAGUCAACAACAGUUCAGCUUACAAUUCUCUUGGCACUGAUCCACUUUCGCCUCGGCGUCGCAACGCUUCUUCUGGUGCUGCUAGUGAGGAGUCGGCUGUGCGGAACUACUCACCUGUCGCUCAGAGUCAGGUGUCCACAUUAAUUGAUAGAUUGAGUGCUUUUGUGAAUGAUGAACUUCUAUCUGAUAAUGACAUAAAUGCCUAUUGUUCUGAAAUGUUUGCUCAUAUCAAGGAUCUUGUGAUUGUUGAUCCGGUAGUAACAUCACUCUUAAUUAAUGAUAGUAACUUUGAUUCUUCUUUUCUGAAUUCCGAUAAAUAUGCAAAGAAAAAUAUAGCGUUCAUUCUCAAUGAUAAUCUAAACUGUAAAAGUAAUUUGCACUCUGGUUGGAAUGGCUCCCACUGGAGUCUUGUUAUCUACGAUUUUACCGAUUCUUCUGUUUACCAUUUUGAUUCUUUGAAUAACUUCAAUGGAAAACCCAUGUCAAUUUUGUUGGAUAGAUUGAAACAAGCUUUAAAAGUAGAAAAAGCAACAGGUAUGGACUGUUUGAAGCAAGAAAAUUCACAUGAUUGUGGAAUUUUUGUUCUUUUCCAUCUAGAAAAUGUAAUAUCACAGCAUAUGUUCAAUAGUGUGUUGGAGGCUGUAACUGCUCUAUCGAAAAUGUCUUGUAAAAUAUGUUCAAAAUCGGUGCGUGAUGCUAAUAACGAUUCGACCACCUGCAAUGACUGUCAUGCGAGUGUUCAUGCCAAGUGCGUGAAUCUCACGAUGGACGAUCUCAAGUAUAUGCAACAGAAUAAGAAAAUCUGGCGGUACGAGGAUUGCUCCAAAGAGCGGCGUAGAAGCAUAGCGUUGGAAACUACAGCGGCUGAGGGUGAGUUAAGCUUGCAGGACGUUGUUAGGUUGUUGAACAGAAUACGUGAGUACGUGAGGAUCAUGAGAGACUUGAAACCGAUCUAG
This is a messenger RNA of Nilaparvata lugens (brown planthopper), 1386 nucleotides long. RefSeq lists its product as uncharacterized. The coding region runs from base 160 to 1386 and encodes 408 amino acids. The record is from RefSeq and is a predicted model, not a curated record. Gene Ontology annotation, molecular function: cysteine-type peptidase activity; deNEDDylase activity. The transcript is spliced from 2 exons. Gene Ontology annotation, biological process: proteolysis. Lineage: Eukaryota; Metazoa; Arthropoda; Insecta; Hemiptera; Delphacidae.